Molecule: messenger RNA, 324 nt
Organism: Plenodomus lingam JN3
Lineage: Eukaryota; Fungi; Ascomycota; Dothideomycetes; Pleosporales; Leptosphaeriaceae
Source: RefSeq, a predicted model, not a curated record
AUGACCUCACCCAUACCAAUACAUGUUCAUGGCCCCAUCUCAGCAGACCUCCUACCCAUAUAUAUCCUCCUUAUUUUUGUCCCUCUCCUCAACGUGUACUUCUUCUUCAUCGGAACCGUCUGCACACGCAUUUGGUUUUACAAAGGCUCUCUUGGCCCCGAACCUGAGAAGUUCCUCAUCCUACACAAAGAGCUCAAAGACCGAUGUCGAAAAUCACUGUUAUCCCCAGGCACAGCUGUGUCCGAGCAAGAUGAUACGGGCACAACAACGAGAAGGCUAAAUAUACGCGGCACUAUGUUCCGAACCCCAGUACAACGCCACUAG